AAGUAUGUUUAGAGGUUAUUAUAAACAUGAUUGUAAUAAACACUGUAUAGGAUUAUAGAAUCUUGAAUUUUUCCUUGUAUUAAACAAGAAGAAUAUGAAGACAGCACGACAAAAAAAAGCAAGAAAAAAUUUGGGAUUUUUUAUCAAUAAUUUUAAAUUUAGACCACCGUUUCAAAUUCUUAUUGAUGGUACUUUUGCAUUUGCUGCGUUAGAGAGUAAAUUUAACAUACAGGAUCAGUUAGCAAAAUAUUUUCAAUCAGAAAUAAAGUUGUUAACUACACCAUGUAUCAUUUUGGAAACAGAAAAAUUAGGUUCGUUUUCGAAGGGAGUUAGUGCUGCAACACAAAUAGUUAAACAAUAUCCGAUACAUAAAUGUGGACACGAAAAACAGCCACUAAGUGGUAUGAAAUGUUUGCAGACGAUGGUUAAAAAAAAUAAUUCAUCUAGGUAUAUUAUAGCUACUCAAGAUAGAGAAUUACAAGAUAUUUUGAGGAAAGUUCCAGGUGUCCCAAUAUUAUAUUUACAUGGUAAAGCACCAACUUUGGAGGCACCUUCACAAGCAAACCGUGAAUAUGCAGAAAAAGUUCAUAAGAGUUUAGGAAUGAGUGUAUGGGAAAAAGAAAAUAUAAAAACAUUAAAAGAAGCAGCUGGCAUAGCAGAACAAACAGAAGUAAGAUUAAAAAAGAAAAAAAGGAAAGGUGGUCCAAAUCCACUCAGUUGUUUGAAGAAAAAAAAGAAACCACAAACGGAAGUUGCAAAAAAUAUUACAGAGAAAAAAUCUGGAAAAGUUAAAAAAAGAAAGAGAAUGAAAAUAGCAACACACAUCAAAGAGGCAUUAAUAUCUGAAAUGAAACCUAAGCAAGUAGAAAAAAAAUAAAAUAAUUAAUAUAUCUAUAUGUUUUGUAAAAAAGUUUGUAUAUAAACCAAGUAUUAAAAUUUUUGCAAAUAAAUCUUACUUUUAUUUAUGAUACAGUUGUCUGUUUUCAGUAGAUAAAAUUAAAGUAGUUAUAUUGUGAUUUACUUAUAUAAGCCUAUUUGUAUCUACUGGCAUAUGUGUUAAUGUUUUUUAUAUUUACGAAGUGUUCAUUAUAAAAUUGUUUACAAAAUUUUAUAACAUUUGAUUCUUUACAUAUUCCCUUACAUUAUGAAAAAUGGUAUCAAAUACAUUUAACAAGGUAAGAAAAAUACGUAAAUAGAAUCGCCGUUUUUAAGGAAGAUAUAUACUCUUUAAAUAUAUUACAUUUUUACUAUAGUAUCCAGUCAUAUAAUGAACACGUCGUAAAUUUGGAAUUAGGAACUUUAAAAUUUUCUGUCAAAAAAAAAAAAAAAAAAGAAACAUA
Molecule: messenger RNA, 1340 nt
Organism: Megachile rotundata (alfalfa leafcutting bee)
Lineage: Eukaryota; Metazoa; Arthropoda; Insecta; Hymenoptera; Megachilidae
Product: rRNA-processing protein UTP23 homolog
Cellular component (GO): small-subunit processome
Source: RefSeq, a predicted model, not a curated record